AUGCUCCCAGUUCAAGCAUCCGAGGCAAAUUCCGACCUACUUGAAGAUCAACAAAAUAAAUUGAACCAAAGUCCCCUUGACAAAACCCCCACAUCAGUCGGCCGUGGAUUAGGGCUCGAUGGUAAUUCCAUGACGUUAGAACUGAUGCAGCAUUUUCAAGAAAGCAUUGCCAGAAAGCUUGCUUGGGUGGAUGGCCCAACGAACUCAUGGCGACAAGUUAUCAUUCCUCUUGCUUGGGUCUCACCAACAGUCCUUUGUGCUGUGCUGUCUCUCUCAUCCAAGGACCUUGCAUGCAAAUAUGCGCAAGAUCAUCCUCGACAUAAUGACCUACAAAGAAUCUCACUUCAAUUUCGAAAUAACGUCUUAGCCCUGCUGGCAAGGCAGAUCAGUUCGUUGAGAGAGCGAGAGAUGCCACAAAUUGGAACCUUCGAUCCGAAUGAGAUCCGAUAUACUCUUGCCUCGAUGCUUAUACUGUACAACGUCGAACUUCUCGGCGCAGAGUCUAUCAAGUGGCGAAUGCACCUGAAGGCAGCUCGGAUUAUUGUCCAAUGGAGAGAACAAGUUUCUUCUCCUGCAUCACUUAAUGAAAUUGACACAUUCCUCCUCUACGAACACUACUAUGCUAGUGUCUUUGCGGGUCUUACGACAUUUGAUCCAGCGGAUGGGUUCACAGCGGAACAAUUUGAAACCCUCAACGAUAUCACCAUCUUCAGUGACUUUGUGCGCGUAAUUCAUCGAGUGACACAAAUUGAGCGAUUUUCAUAUGAUCAAGGGUUUACUGUGGACCCAAGCCAGAUUGCGAACAUUUUUUGCGAAGUUGAUGCAGCCAGGCAGAGAAUGGCACAAUUAGGCCAAAGACUACAUCUACAGGGGUGCCAUGCCCAAGACUUUCAGCAUCUGGUUUGCAUAUUUUAUCAUGCCAGCCUGAUAUACAGCUAUCAGGUACUCAAACAUGACUCUUCGGCUAAUCCCAACAUUCAUGCUUCCCGAGACUCAAUUUUCGGCCAUUUGAACUCCCUCUCAAACAGGGAAACUUUUCCACAUGAUCUUGUCUGGCCGCUCUUUAUUUUGGGCACCGAAUGCAGAGGACUUCCGGAAAUGCAAGAGAUGGUUUCGCGGGAAAUGGAGGCUGUUAUGAAGAUUAGCGGUGCGCUCGAUCGACAGAAGGUUUUGUUCUUCCUUCAGCAGUAUUGGUCACUCGAUCUGGAUCACAGAGUCACAUGGAUCCAUUUCUUGAGAGAUAUGAUGCCUGGUAAACGGAUGUUAAUUUUGUGA
Penicillium coprophilum is the source of this 1275-nucleotide messenger RNA. RefSeq lists its product as uncharacterized. The record is from RefSeq and is a predicted model, not a curated record. Gene Ontology annotation, cellular component: nucleus. Lineage: Eukaryota; Fungi; Ascomycota; Eurotiomycetes; Eurotiales; Aspergillaceae. Bases 1 to 1275 code for a protein of 424 amino acids. Gene Ontology annotation, biological process: positive regulation of transcription by RNA polymerase II. Gene Ontology annotation, molecular function: DNA-binding transcription factor activity; transcription cis-regulatory region binding. The transcript has a single exon.